CUUGUGUUGGCAGGAGCCUCCGGUGCCCAGGCGCUGGUGUCUUCAAGCGUUUCCGCUGCUGUGACGUCGUCUGCUCCGCGCUGCCCUCCCGUGUGGGACUCGAUUCACUGCUGGCCGCCCGUGGAAGCCGGCAAGAUCCUCACGCUGCCCUGCCGGGAAGUGUUCGGCCGGCUCAACUACACGCAGCACGACGUCCGCUGGGGAGCCGAAGCUCAUCGAGAAUGCGGAAGCAAUGGCACCUGGCUGCACGGAAACUGGACCAACUAUACCGAGUGCUUGGAGCUGCUGCCCCAGUCGGGGCCCAGCAACAUUCCUGCCAUUGCGAGCUACAUUCUUCUCGUCUUCUCACUUGUCAGCCUGGUGGCGCUGUGUGUGACACUGUUCAUCUUCACGUACUUCAAGUCACUGCAGUGUUCCAGGCUGCGGGUGCACAAGAACCUAGUGGCGUCCUUGAUCGUACACUCGAUCUUGCUGGCCGUCAUCUCGUUUCCCAACGUCUUAGGACCUCAUUGGACGACAUACAAUGACGUGGACUGGUUGUGCAAGAGCGUGCUGUCGCUGAAGCUCUACGCGGCCAUGGCGUCCAUCAACUGGAUGUUUGUCGAGGGUCUUCUGCUUCACUCUCGCAUCGCCGUGUCGGUGUUCCAGCAGGAUGCACCCUUCAAGCUCUACUACGUAAUCGGAUGGGGCCUGCCAUCCCUGUGCGUUCUAGCCUGGAGCUUGGUCAUGGAGUCACGCAUGCGCAGUCACUGUUGGCGUGGCUACGGCAACUCGGUCUUCGUCUGGAUCAUCAGCGGACCCAUGAUGGUCGCUCUCCUGGUGAACACGGUCUUUCUGAUAAAUAUCAUCCGCAUUCUACUCACCAAGCUCCAGUCAAACACCUCCAUCGAAACAAUGCAACUGAGGAAGGUGUCCAAGGCGACAGCUCUGCUGUUCCCUUUGCUGGGCAUCACGCACCUCUUCUUCUGCAUCAACCCUCGUGACGACGCCCACUUCGAGAGCGCCUACGUCAUCUGCAACGCACUGCUCCAGUCGUCGCAGGGUCUCUCCGUCUCGAUCCUCUACUGCUUCGUCAACUCGGAGGUGCAGACUGCGGUGCGCAACGCGUACAUGCAGGCGAUGAUCAGGCGCAACCCGAACCGCUACUCCCGCGGCCGCGGCCUGUCGCAGAGCUACUCGACCUACUGCGAGGCCAGCUCGCUGGCGCCAGACCUGCACCCGCACGUGGCUGGGCACAAGGUGGCGCCCCUGCGCAAGGCGCUGGGACCCGCGCGCCGCUACUCGGAGGUCGAGGUCGAGACUCUGGCGUCCAUCGUGGCACCGCCGCACGCUCAGCCCACCAUCAAGUGGGAGCGCAACUGCUACUUCUGAAGCGACUGCCACCAGCCAGACUGAGUCAUCGUCUACAGAAACCUCAUCCUUCCCGCCGCCUCAGCAGUCAAACCUGGCCGGGAACUUGGUCGGCGCCUCACGAUGUCCUCCCGCUCGCGUCACCGAAAGACCGACUGAAACACUGUUGCUACCAAACUUAGGCAAGAUCAAGAAAGCUCUUGCAGACGUGUCUCUCGAGGGACACCGCUGUUGUUCUCCGGAAAUGUGUCUGAAGUGGAGGUUGUGACGUGGGUGGUUCUCGAUGGGGUGCGCCUCGGUUCGUCAUUUACUUAAAACUGUUCAGCGCGCAUGUACACGCGGUGAUUGCCUCACGAUUCUCGCAUCACAUCACCACAAGAUCAGUGAAAGAUUCAUUGCUCUUGGCGUCAAAUGAGUGAAAAGAACUUUGCGGACACGCAGUCGGAGAAGCGCAUGUUUUUCUCACCAAAUCUGUUUGGAACAAUGUGUGGUGUAGAGGGCUUGUGGUGCAUACCUUGUAGGACCAUUUUUCGGUCAUGUGAACCGGCAGAAUCACAAUACUCAUUAUACUCUCUCAUAUUGAACAAUAGAGAUGUGAUGGCAACCCACUUCCAUAUAGAAAAGCUCCUAUGGAAAUGUUAUCUGAAGGACGCCUGUAAUUUUCUCUGAAUGUGUGCUUAUUAGUGAUUGUGUAAGAACUCAGCCGGUGAAAGCAGCUAGUUGUCAAAGCAGCCUCUUUAACUUUGGCAUGGACAACAGUUCUUCCUUGAAGUGACGUCGAGCAAAGGUGUACAAGUGUAUACCUCUAACCCCAUAAGUUUUCGUAGCACGGGAUCCCAGAAAACAUAAAAUUUCGUGGCAAUCUUGUGCCCGCUUUCAAAACCGAAGGUGCAGUGCAUAAUUCUCCUCACAAUAAUCACACCGCUCACCUAAAAUCUAGGCUUUGUUGCAAGAAAUUCGAGAAAAUUAAACUUUUUCGCCGAUUCCGUGCUCCGAAAGGUUUCGCGGUUGGCUUUACGUCCUCGUGUACGAGACAAGCCUUGCGCAAUGGCAUUCGCGCGAUUCGGUGGCCACCUGUGCGAGUGGCGAUCAUCGGAGCGGAGACAUUUAUUCUACUGUCUAGAUGUAUCGUAGAACACAAGGGAAGCGUUGUGGUAAUAAUAGUGUCAUCCAUGACCAGUGUUCCCCAGAAACAUCGUGUUCCUUUGGUCGGUUAUUGAUGACAGGGUGUCAGGUAGUUGCAAAAACCUAUUGCAUCUUACGGAACACAGCGUCCCAUUCUCAUGGAGGAAGUGUUCUCAGGAAACAUUCUUGAUUCAUAUUAUUUCCCGCUGCGUAGCCCGCCUAUACACAGUAUACCCUGUAUACUCGCCUUUAGAAGCUAUCUUGAAAUGUGGAUUUGUCACGUGGAAAUUUUGUCGCCCUACUCUUCUAACAUGCCCCUUGACACAAAAACCUAAUUUCUCUCACGUGUUCUAUAGUGCAUUUAAGAUUAUGGAACUUUGAUUUACUGAAUUCUAUUCGUCUAAUUUCUUUAACCAGCCACGUACAAUCCUUUAAUGACUAAAUGAGUGUCCAAAUUCACCGGAAGUGCAGAUGCAGUGUUAAAUUUAUGACACAUAACGAGUGCAACUCGAUGUUCCUGUCGAUGCCCGAGAGAGGAGUGUGUAGUAACUGAAAUUUCUGCUCAAUUGCUUUUGUUUGUGUGUCAUCUCUUGGUGAGGUACGCUAUGUCACGCUCAGCAUGCAGCUACAACGCACGACCGCUUUGCCACGCGCUUUCGCCUAAUAGCUCGUACUGGGCGCGUUAGUACCAUGAUAGCAUGAAGUGUCUGCGAAUCCAGCAAGUCACAAGUAAACUUUCCAAGCAGUUCCCUUAGGGUAAGUGUAACAAGUCGCUUGCUCCACUGCGCAAGGCAGCCGCCUCAAAAGAAAUACUGGCGAGUGUUUAUAGACCUUCGUAUUUGUCUGUCCGAAAAUGUUAUUCUGUCGUACCUAAUGCGACCGCCAAAAUCCAAUAUAGGCUUCGAUUGCACUAAAUUUUUUUUUAAAUCCCAUGCUCCCUUAUAUUACAUGCCUUCUGUGCAUUUAGCUUUGGAGCUGUUUCGCUGACGCCCGCAUG
Dermacentor albipictus is the source of this 3472-nucleotide messenger RNA. Its product is annotated as corticotropin-releasing factor receptor 1-like. The record is from RefSeq and is a predicted model, not a curated record. Gene Ontology annotation, molecular function: G protein-coupled peptide receptor activity. Lineage: Eukaryota; Metazoa; Arthropoda; Arachnida; Ixodida; Ixodidae. Gene Ontology annotation, cellular component: plasma membrane. Gene Ontology annotation, biological process: cell surface receptor signaling pathway; adenylate cyclase-modulating G protein-coupled receptor signaling pathway.